AUGGUUAUUAUUGGUGAUGAUGUUGAUAGGAUUGCAGCACUAAAGUCUGAGUUAGCUCGUUGUUUUGCAAUGAAGGAUUUGGGCACGCUACGUUACUUUUUGGGCAUUGAGAUCGCCUCCUCUCUGAAAGUUUAUCUUCUCUCACAGUCUAAGUAUAUAACUGACAUAUUUGAGUGUGUUUGUCUUACUGAUAAUAAGACUAUUGAUACACCUCAUGAAGUUAAUGCUCGGUAUUCUUCUGUUGAGGGUUCUCCUUUGCCAGAUCCUAGCUUAUACCGUACUGCUGUUGGUAUCUUAGUUUAUCUCACCAUCACUCAACCAGAUAUUGCACAUGUUGUUCAUGUGUUGGUCAAUUUGUUACUUCACCUACUGCCUUUCAUUGGUCCAUUGUUCUUUAGCAAGAAGCAAGAUGUUGUUUCUAGAUCUUUUACAGAGGCAAAGUAUCGCGCUAUGGCUUCUACCGCUUAUGAGAUAGUUUGGUUACGUUGGUUACUUACAAAUAUGGGUGUUUUUCCUCAUCAACCUACUCCAUUAUAUUGUGACAAUAAGAGUGCUAUUCAGAUUAUAGCUGACUUGUUUACAAAGUCGCACUCCAUUUCGCAUUUUUGUUUCUUAUCUAACAAACUCUCGAUGCUUGUUAAAGCCGCAUCAUGA
Messenger RNA from Morus notabilis, 654 nucleotides. RefSeq lists its product as uncharacterized. NCBI's taxonomy places the organism in Eukaryota, Viridiplantae, Streptophyta, Magnoliopsida, Rosales, Moraceae. The transcript has 3 exons. The record is from RefSeq and is a predicted model, not a curated record. Bases 1 to 654 code for a protein of 217 amino acids.